Strongylus vulgaris is the source of this 279-nucleotide messenger RNA. Lineage: Eukaryota; Metazoa; Nematoda; Chromadorea; Rhabditida; Strongylidae. The record is from the annotation of a GenBank genome assembly.
CUAGCGUGGCGCGCUGGUCAUGUUGACCAAGCAGACAAAUUCCUUAAAAAAGCUAUUGAGAAUAAUCCACGAGCCUCCGUUGACGCUGGAUAUAACUACUGCAAGGGAUUGCAUGAAUGGUAUUCUGGAGAACCGAAUGCCGCUUUGCAAGCGUUUAAUCGGGCUCGCCGUGAUCUUGAAUGGGGUGAGAGAGCGUUGUACAAUAUGAUAGAAAUUGUGCUCAAUCCCGAUAACGAGAUAAUUGGCGGAGAAGUGUUGGACCACGCCGAGGAGAAGUGA